This is a messenger RNA of Triticum turgidum subsp. durum (durum wheat), 1194 nucleotides long. Lineage: Eukaryota; Viridiplantae; Streptophyta; Magnoliopsida; Poales; Poaceae. The record is from the annotation of a GenBank genome assembly.
AUGUCGGCCUUCACCGGCGUCUCCAUCGCCGGCAGCAACAGGCAGUGCUUCUGCGAGACGUCGGCCGUGGACGCCCGCGGGGACAGCGGCUACCACCUGCUCAUGGUCACCGGCUACUCGCGCACCAAACAGCUGAUUCCCACCGGCGAGGGCAUCACUGCCGGUCCUUUCAGUGUAGGAGGCCACGAUUGGAUGAUUGAGUACUACCCCAACGGCGAGAACCCGAGCUGCGCCGACGAGGGAGAGCCCGUGGAGGUCAGGUUCAGUUUCAGCCUCGUCGACCAGGUUGAGAAGCAGAUGGCGACGCACAUCCGUGGAACCGGUGAGACUCGCGACUUCUCCACCGCUACUUCAAUCUGGGGCAACGACAGGUUUAUGAGAAGAGACGCCGUUGAACAUUCAGCGGGUCUCAAGUGUGAUUGUCUCACCAUCCGGUGCGACGUCGUGGUCCUCCGCAACAGCAAGGUUGAUGAUGAUGAUGAUGCCGGUGGCCAUGGCGGCACCAAGGAGCUCCUGCUGCCGGACAUACACCAGCAUUUCAACAGUCUCCUUCAAAAUAAGGUGGGCGCCGAUGUGGCAUUCCAGGUCGGCGACAAGACCUUCGCCGCACAUCGGUGUGUGCUUGCUGCCCGAUCCACAGUGUUCAUGGCACAACUCUUUGGCCCCAUGAAGGAGGCAUCCAACACUGUCAUACAGAUCAAAGACAUGGAUUCAAAGGUGUUCACGGCUUUGCUUAGCUUUGUGUACACAGACUCGUUCCCUGACAUGUACGAGGACAACAUUAAGUUGAGUGAAAUAUGCAAAGAUACGGGACAAGGACAAGAAGAUGAAAUGCCGGAAGCUGUGGACCAAGGACAAGAUGCGGAAGCGGCAGAGGAUGAAAUGGGGCUGGUGCAAUGGCUGCAGGGCUUGUUUGUAGCGGCAGACCGGUACGAUCUCCAGCGGCUCAAGUUCAUCUGUGUAAAGCAGUUGUCUCAGCGCAUGGGUGUGAGCUCUGUGGCGUCCACCCUUGCUCUAGCCGAGCAGCACCACUGUCGUGGAUUGAAGGAGGUGUGCUUGAAGUUUAUCCAAGUCCAAUCACCUCCGUGUUUGCAGACACUAAUGGCGAGUAAUGGCUGGGGGCAUAUUGUCACGACAUAUCCCUCUGUUUUGAAUGAGCUCAUUGCCAUGCUUGCUUCGAACCAGAGGAAGUAA